Acanthosepion pharaonis is the source of this 708-nucleotide messenger RNA. Lineage: Eukaryota; Metazoa; Mollusca; Cephalopoda; Sepiida; Sepiidae. The record is from the annotation of a GenBank genome assembly.
AUGCUUGAAUCUAUCUAUCUAUCUAUCUAUCUAUCUAUCUAUUUAUCUAUAUAUCCUAUGUUAUUUAUCUAUAUUUAUCUAUUUAUCUAUCUAUUUUAUCUAUCUAUCUAUCUAUCUAUCUAUCUAUCUAUCUAUCUAUCUAUCUAUCUAUCUAUCUUUCUUUUCCUUUUUUCUAUCAAUAAAUCUAUAUUAUUUCCCUUUUUUAUCUAUAAAUUUAUUUCACUUUCUUUUUUAUCAUCAUUGCUUUUUUAUUUAAAUUUCCUUCUUUAUCUAUCUAUCUAUCUAUCUAUCUAUCUAUCUAUCUAUCUAUCUAUCUAUCCCACUUUCCUAUCUAUCUUCUUUGUGCCCAUAUAUCGAAUUUUUCUUUUUAUCAAUCUAUCUAUAUUUUUUCUUUUUAUUUAUCUAUAUAUAUCACUUUUUUUAUCUAUUGCGCUCUUCUGUUUAACUAUCUAUAUAUUUAUCUAUCCGACUUUUAUCUAUCUAUCUAUCUAUCUAUCUAUCUAUCUAUCUAUCUAUCUAUCUGAUUUUUUUUUAUAUAUAUCUAUGUAUAUCAUUUUUUUAUCUAUUUUGCGCUCUUCUAUCUAUCUAUCUAUCUAUCUAUUUAUCUAUCUGAUUUUUAUCUAUCUCACUUUAUCUAUCUAUCAUUUUUUAUCUAUUUAUCUUUUCUUUUAUCUAUCUAUCUAUCUAUCUAUCUAUCUAUCUAUCUGA